CCAUAUGGCUGCAGGGUUCCCAGGCGGAAUAUGAGUUGCUGUUAUGUUGGAUUCUCCAGCAUCUGCAGUUCCCAUUAUCACUGACACUUUGCGUGUUUUGUUUGCAUCAGAGUGACAUAAACCUCACAGUCACAGGCUUUAAUUGUGCUCGAUUUUGAUGUAGGCCCCGAAACUAUAGCAACCCCUUCAGGGAGCGGGGCCGGGGAGACAACUGCGCAAAAGCGGAAGUUCGCGUCAAUGAGGGAAUGAGCUGUUUAUUUUCCUCAAUUUUUACCGGUCUGGCGGUUUCGUUUGUGUAAAACGUGACCGAUUCCAGGAUCGCUAUUGGUAUCGACCAGGGUCAGCGCGUGUGAGCGGUUCGAGGAAAAGCCCAGGAUUUUGCUCCCUUCUUGGCUGCGAGCUCGUGUACAGAUCAAUGGCAGUUGGUUGUCCUUUGGCACUGUGUCCAUGUAGCCUUUCAUCGUGUGUGAGUCCAGACUAAUGGCUGGUUUAUGGUUGGCUUCCUGUGGAAGGUUGGUUUUUUUUGUCCUUCUGCUGAACACUCCUCUCCACCAUGGAAUAGCAUUUGAUCCUUACAGAUCAUUGGGAAUCAGUCGAACUGCAACCCAAGCAGAAAUAAAGAAAGCUUACAAACAACUGGCCCGGGAGUGGCACCCUGACAAAAAUAAAGACCCAAAGGCAGAAGAUCAGUUCAUUCAGAUUAGUAAAGCAUAUGAGAUUCUUUCAAAUGAAGAAAAGAGGUCAAAUUUUGAUAAGUACGGAAAUCCAGAUGGACAACCAGGGAAUCUCCAACAUCCACAGCAGCAUUUCCGGAGUUUCCAUAAAUACGACAGUUUCUUCUUUGAUGACUCUUUCUUUCAAUUCCAAUUUAAUUCUGCCAGAGACUCAUUCGAUGAUAAGUACCUACUGCAUUUCGCGCAGUACAUGAAUGAAGUUAUGCCAGACAGUUACAACAAACCAUACCUCAUCAAAGUGACUUCUGACUGGUGUUUCAACUGCGUUCAAAUUGAGCCAAUCUGGAAGGAAAUGGUACAGGAGUUUGAACCUCUGGGCCUCGGGAUUGGAGUCAUAGAUUCAGGGUAUGAGCGUCGUUUGUUAAAUCACAUUGGCGUGUAUCAGCAUCCAGCAAUAGUGGGAGUCAUCAAUGGACGAGUAACGUUCUUUAAAACCACGGUGGUUCGAGAAAACCUAAGACAAUUUGUGGACAACCUUCUGCCAAACAAACUGUUGGAGCAGGUAACCAACAAGAAUUAUAUACAAUUCCUGUCUUCAUGGGAGCAAGACAACAAGCCACGUGCACUAAUGUUUCACCAGAAGUCCACGAUACCACUGUUGUACAAGCUGAUUGCCUUCCACUUCAAAGAUUAUGUAAAAUUUGGAGCUGUGCAGACUGGGAUAGAGCUGACUGAUGAAAUCUUGACUUAUUACAGUAUAAGUGUUUACGCCUCCACCAUAAUGAUUUUUAAGGAGAAUGUAGACAAGGCAGCUGAUAGCAUCCAGGCUAAAGGAAUGAAGAAACAAAUAAUAGAUGAUUUUAUUUCUGGUAACAAAUACCUACUGGCUCCUCGCCUUACAAGCCAGAAACUCUUUGAGGAGCUGUGUCCUCUGAAACAACACCGUCGUCAGAGAAGAUAUUGCGUCCUGCUAAUCAUUCAAAGGAAAGAUGAGUUGCAGUCUCCGUAUCGCUCCUUUGUCUCCUUCGCGUCUGUAAAUACGAAAGAGUCAAUGAAAUUUGUUUACGUUUAUUCUGAACGUCAGCAAGCAUUUGUUAAUGCCUUCCUCCCACCAGCACUGCAAAACAAUCCAUUACCAAAUGUUGUGAUUCUACAGCGAAGCAGCAUUCCUGGUAAAGUGUUCUAUAAACUAUUGGAAAAUGGAUGGAAUGGGAGUGAGGAGGACAAAAUGCUUUUAUUUAAUGAGCUGACUGAGUUACUGGGAAUGGAAGGCCACACAGUACUCUCUCAUGAUGUUGUGUUACCUGAACUAAAUGAUGAAUUUGCUCCAAUGUUCCUCCUUCGCUGGUUGUAUGCCAUAAUAGAUUAUGCAUCUCAAAUUUGGGCAUCUGGGUUCACUCAGAACUGGCGGGAAAUGAUGCCUUUGAUUUCUCUGCUUUUCUCUGUGGUUUUCAUUCUGUUUGGAGCUUUCAUCAUUCAAGCUUUUGGGGAACCAAGUGACAUGGAGAGCAGGUCUGAAUCUGAGAAAGAACAGGAACCAGCAACAGAUAAGAAUCGGGAAACAAAAAAGCAGCAAAUCAACACCAACAGGAAUUUAAGUAGGUCCCCAGAGCAGAAUUUUGUGGAAGUGACUGAAUUGACCUACAUCAACUAUAACAGCAAUCUUGUGCGGCUAAUGCCUGGAAACAUUAAUGUACUGGUUGUGGUCACCGAUGCUACAAAGAAUGCUUUAAUUCAGAAGUUUGCACAUGAAGUGUAUCCUGUUACCUGGAAUAAAUCACUACACUUCUCCUUUUUAAACUUAUCAAAACAUCGGGGGUGGCUGCUAGAUCUGUUAGAAUUUGCCCAGGAUCCUGCUCGGAUUUCCAGUCUACAAGAUGAAAGUUGCCAUACCCAGAACUACAUUGGCUAUGUGUUGGCAUUAAACGGACACCGGAAGUACUUCUGCUUGUUCAAACCUCAAUUCUUUAAGGGAACUGAGAACAGGAGCAUUCUAAAUGGCUUGGAACCAACGCAAGAUGGGAAAAGGCCGACUGAAGCAAUGGAAACAAACAGCCCACAUCAAUCUCCACCCAGCUCCAAUGUAUCUGUGAAACAGACCGAGCAACUACUCAACAAACUUCACCUUUGGAUGGACAGACUGCUUGAAGGGAUUCUGCAACGAUACUACGUACCCUGUUGGCCGGAGCUUCACUGAUAUUCUGUAGUUUUGCUGGUAGAAUUUUGUGCUGAAAUGCACCUGAACCACAAUUGAAUAGAGCAGGAAUUUACAGCUCUACGUUAUUUUUUCAGAAUAUUUUCUCAGUCUUGUUUAGAUCUGUGAUGCAAAGAGCCAUGUAAAGUGAAACAAAAGGACCAGGUGAAUCAACAGGUUAGAAAACUGUGUACGCACAAAUCUCUUUUAGUUUGCACAUUAACAAAUGAGGAAUUGGUAGAGAAGUAGAAUUUAAAAACAGAUGGCAAUGCUAUGAUGGAGUUUGAGCCACUGACCUCACACAAAUUUGCAUACUAGAAUUAUUGUAGUUCUAGGUUUUGUUCUUCUAACCCUCCUUUCCCUGUCUUCCUCCUAGUAAGAAAAUCCUACUUUUGCUUGUGCAUGUAACUCUGCCAUAAUAUCGAGGGGAAGGCAAGAAACAUAGGCCUCCGACCACUCCAACCACAGAUAUUCUACCUUCUCCGCAAUGAAAAACUGACCUCUCUGUUAAAAUUGAGUGCUGGUUUCAUGUUUUUGUGAAGUUAUAUGCAGCGAUUUAUUCUAAACUUGUACUUUUCUGCCUACUGCAUUUCUCAGCUGUAUUCUCACCCAUUUACUCUAUCAAUUCCUCAAAAUGAUAACAUUUGCUAAGAUUCCAGUACUCAAAGUUAUCGCUUAGAUAUGAGAUGUCAGCAAGUUUUUUUUUGUUGUUGUUAGGAUAUCACAGCUGCUAUCCUUAUCUGAUGUCCAGAGGCACGUGCACUUACUUUCCAGGAGCAGUGAAUAGACAGUGAUCAAAAUUGGAAACUUGGAAGAAUGUUUACUUUCCUCAUUCUUCACAGUGUUGCAUUGACACCAUUUGUGAGGCUGUGUUUUCCCUUUUUUCCCUAACCUCCAAUGUCCAAGACAAGAUUAGGAUAGACCAGGGAUUGAAUUUUCUGAUCCGUGUGGCCUAGUGCAACAUUGUAGUGACUUCAUUUGAAGUGCUGAGAAGCACUUUUCCACCAAUCUUUUUAAAAAAACGUUGUUUUUGUAAUCUGAAUGGCAGAACACUGGGUUAUAAAUUUCUGAAGAAUAGCUACUAAACAGGGUUAAGAUACACAGUUACUGUCUCCUAGAUUAGAUGAGGUGCUAGCAGAUUUGAAACAUAAAUGUUAACCAGUGGAUGAAAUAAUGGAGUCUGCACCUGCCUGAAACAACAGUGUUUGGUUGCUGUAUACAAGUACCUAAUGCAAAUAAUAUAAACUAUUUAAUGUAUUUAUUAAAUGUUAGACGUUUAGACUUGUAUAUAGCUGACUUCACUUGCUGGCUGUAUAUUCUGUCACAGCAAGAUAGUGGAUUCUGAAAUAAAGGAAGUAAAUACUGAAAUUGCAUGGCAUAUUGAUGAACAUCUGACAGGAAAGGGCAAGUAAGAGAGUGCCCACAAGUCAGUCUGCCCCCCUUCCCCUUUUGGAAUGCCAGUGUACUACUAAGGUUUCAUUAUGGUGGUUGGAAGGCAUAUACAAUUAUAGCCAUAAGUACACCACCAGCUAUAUUGGGCACGAACAGCAAAUGUUUUAGCCACCCCUGCAGCAGAGACUUGGAUUUUUGCCUCUACAGGGGAUCAGUUAGCUCCGUUAGUUGAAUAGCUGGUUUGUGGUGCAUUGGUUCAAUUCCCACACUGGCUGAGGUUACAUAAAAGGGUCUCCUUCGCAACCUCUCCACUCACCUGUAGCGUAGCAACCCCAUGAUUAAACCACCACCAGUCAUCUCUCUCCCUAAUGAGAGAGCAGCCCUAUGCUCAGGUAGGAUUGUGGUGACUUUAUCUUGGUGCAGUAGGAAGUCUAUAAUCUGUUUAAGGUCAUCCAGCCAAGAGUGGUAUGGCCUGAGGCUGCGCAUGACCAACAAACUCUGCUCGGGGAAACCCAGACCAAGGACAUAGAUGUCUGGGCCCAAGAAAGAAAGUAAAUUACUUUGCAUGGACUCCCUGACCUUUCAGCCCCACACUGCCUGGGAAAAUUUCAUGUGCCCUUUUCUGCCCAGAAAUGAGUGUGCCCCUUAUUUCUAAACCAACAUGUUCUUCUGUUCAAAUGUAAUUAUGGUUCUAGCAUUUUAUUUAUUUCAGAUGUCCAAGAUGUGCAGUUUUUUAAAAAAUUCCCUGAUUUUUACCCAUUCUUUGUGCAGUUGCUAAUACUAACCAGAUUUCUUUAAAAUUAUCCUCCACAUUUGUGACAUUCCUUCUUAAAGUAAAUACUGCUGGAAAUGUUAUUUUAUUCAAUUGGAGUAAUUCUAUGAAAUCAUAAUCCUGAAGUUAAGUCUCACCCAGUCAGGUCAGAGACCAUGUUUGUAGGGUUCUUGUUGUCUUUAAUGAUAGUAAGUUGCGUAGAGUGCAGACCUGGAUUCUGUAUUGCAUGUACUUCUGACAGAUGCAUCUGUGAAACUAGAUUAUGAUUGAGUAACAUCAGCUUUUCGUUGAAGAUUUGAGCGCAUUGGCAUUAACCAAGAUUGUGUUUGUGAAGCCACAGAACUUGUCAUUUAGCACAGUUCUAUUUCUCAAUUUUCUUGCCCUCCAUUUUUCUUAGAGUCAGGUUCCCUGGGCUUUGAAUGUCUUCCAUUACUUUGUGGCCAUUCUUUGUGCAAACUGAUCCUGUCCUUGUCCAACAUCUUAGACUAUGAUCACACAUUAGUGACCAAGAAUGGGAACUCUGGCUAUCUUCUUUCUGCCUGCUUAACCCUCAGUUCUUGAGUCAAUUGUUGCAACCUUCAUUUUUUUUUUGGCAAAGAUCUGCUAACUCAGUAAAGAACAGGGCAAGUAACCUAGGACCAUCUGGUGCAUUGUUGUUGAAAAAAAAGCCAGCUGGUACAUUUACUACUUCACCCAAUUGCUGAAUCUGUACAGGAUGAGUUAUGAAAAAGGUGAUUAAUUUUGCAACAUGCAGUUAAAUUGGGAUUUUCACUACUGUCUUAUUGUAUGCACUUGAAUGUUUCUGAUACUAAAUGUCACUUUAAAUAUUGCAAACUGUAGGCAUUUUUAAAUUAGAAUAAAAUUUAUAUUCAUGGAUAUGUUUAGUUGCACCCAGCAUUAACAAAAAGUUGAAAAGCUGAUGCCAUUACAGUAAGUGAGAACUUGGUGUGAUUUAGCUAAUUGUGUAUGUCACAGCCACAUUGAGGGUUGUGUUUGUAAUAUUCCACAUUCAUGAAAAGUUCAGAAAUUGGUUUUAACUUGACAGAGAACAUGCGCUGGAUAUUUGCACCUUUUGGGGCAAAUGAAUUAUGUUAGUGUCUCAGUGGACCAUAACUUACGGCUAGGUACAGGUUUGUAUUGCUAAGUUUACAGUACCCAAUACAAAAGUCAGGAUCAAUGCGUGUAUUAAAUGCCAAACAUCUGAUCCACCCUAUCCCAUGCUGCAGUGAGUGUGGACCCAAAACAGAGAAUGAUUCAACUAUCUUUGCACCAUUACUCUUUCCUUUUUAACCAUACGUCUGGUCUCUGAUUGAUUCCAUACUUUCAGAUUGAAAUUCACUUGUAUCUAAUUUGUUUCCACUCGCUUUUCUUCUAAGGCACAGUGAUGUUUGCUGUGUUUUGAUACAGCAGGAAUCCUUGUCCAUUCUUUCCCAUCCUAACCUAAAGGCACUGUUUAAAAUUGCAACUUUGUUACUGUUUUGAACAGUAGGCUACUGAUCAUACCUGCUGUCCUAACAGGAUGAGUGCUGGCUUUUAAUAAAUAACUUCAAAUCAUUUGAGAUCUGUGAAGACCAACAAGAUUAAUUUAUUUUCAGAGUCACUCAAUUACAAGCAAUCUCAGUAACAAAUCAUUACUGUUUAUUCAUAUUACGAAAGUCAAAAGUUACAAUAAGAAGGGAAUUGCCAGUAUGGAUCCUAAAAUAUUUCUCAAUCAAUGCUAUGAGUCAACUGCAGUUUGGUAGGCUGAUUUAACGUGGGGUUUUUUUCAACAUUAAUGAAAGCAAUUAAGAUAGUACCAGACAUGACAAGGCAUUUCUUGAUUAUAGAUCUCUGCAAAUUAUCACACACAACAUGUCCAUUGUAACUGAGGCUUUUGCAUGUAAAAUACUGCAUGUUCCAAAUUGUUUAAAGUUUGAAUUAGUAGAACGCAUUUAAGUCUUUUCCAGUAACGGUUGCACUGCGUGAGAAAGCAGUUAGUUAUUAAAUGAUUAUCACUCAUUCUAAUAAAUGUGACCUAAACACCAUACAAAGUUCAGUGAUACUUAACGUUGGGUAGAACACAAAGCAUCUCGAAAAGCAGAUUGGCAGCUGUCAAAGCUGUGUUACCUGAAAAAUACAGACUUGUGAAAUUGUUGAAAUAAAUUGGCAUAUACCUUUCA
Molecule: messenger RNA, 7191 nt
Organism: Stegostoma tigrinum
Lineage: Eukaryota; Metazoa; Chordata; Chondrichthyes; Orectolobiformes; Stegostomatidae
Gene: dnajc16
Product: DnaJ (Hsp40) homolog, subfamily C, member 16
Exons: 16
Coding region: 481-2871 (796 amino acids)
Source: RefSeq, a predicted model, not a curated record